AUGAGCAUGAACAAGGCCCUGCUGGUGUUUAUCGUGGCCAGUGGCUUCCUGCUGUUCAUCUACGCCAACAGCAGCGUCUUCAACCGGCGGUUGGUGCAAAAACCGCCACCGGAACGCGUCGGACUGGCGGCGGCGCUCGUGCACCGGAACGGCAACCACCACCACGAGCGGCAUGAGGCGCUGCAUCCUGGUGAGAAGCGAAACGACACCCAUGUGGGUCAUCAGGAUACCGAGCGGGCCGACGUGGCCGGUGGGAGCCAGCUGAAGCGCGUCAAGUACGUCUCGAAGGGCACGAACGACACGGAGUACAACAUCUUCAUCAUCUACACGAAGGAGAGCCAAAAUCUCAUCCUCCACAGCCAGCUGGAGCUGUUCCUGCGCAGCUUGCUGAAGUACAGCGCGAUCGAGCUGCACCUGCACGUGAUCACGGACGAGCAGAGCGAACGUUCGGCGGAGGAGUUAAUCAAGGCCCAGAUCGAGCGGUUCCAUCGGACCGCCUUCUACACGCUGUACGAUGUGCGCGAUUGUGCGGAGAAAGUCAGCGACAUCGUGCAUGGCAUGCUGCCACUGUUUAACUACCGCACCGGGAGUUACUACAGUGAUGCCUUAUUUUUGCUCUCACUCGGGCUGCACCGCAUCGUCGAUCGGAACAUGCGCCGGGCGAUUCUGAUCGAUUGCGACGUCGUGUUUCGUGCGUCGGUGAAGGAAUUGUUCGAUCAGUUUGAUGCGUUUGCACCGGAUCAGUUGUUUGGAUUGGCGCCCGAGUUGACGCCCGUUUAUCGGCACGUGUUGUCGCGGUACCGCAUGGCAAACCCCCAAACACUGUUCGGGAGUCCGUACUAUCUGGAUAAAGUACCACCGGCUGGGACGACUCCGGAGUUGCCGAAGAACCCGGCAAGAAGCAACAGGAAGCCAGCACCGAACGACAGCAAACAGCGCCACGGUUAUCCGGGACUCAACUCGGGCGUCGUUAUGCUGCACCUGGAGCGCAUCCGACGGUCGCGAUUGUUCGAGGAGAUCGUUAAGGAGUCGACGGUGAAGAGUAUGGCGGAGAAGUACGCCUUCCAGGGGCAUUUGGGUGAUCAGGACUUUUACACGCUGAUGGGGUUCGAGUUUCCGGGGUUGAUUUAUCGGCUGGAUUGCGUGUGGAACCGGCAACUGUGCACGUGGUGGCGUGAGCAUGGGUAUAGUGACAUAUUUGAUAGGUAUUUCCACUGCGAGGGUGCCGUCAAGAUUUACCACGGAAAUUGCAACACCAGGGCACCGGAGUAGGGUCGUCCAGGGUCUUUAUUAGGACUCUGUCGAACGAAAAAAGCAAAAACACCCCACUGCUCAUUACUUCGAAUCCUCCGAUCGUGUGUUCGUACGUUCGUACCUUCCCAAAUUGUCCCAUCUCUCUUACAUUCUUAAUCUCUCUCUCUCUACUCUACAUUCCAUACUAGUGAUUCGUUGGCCAUAGAAGUUAGUAAGUAACGUAUUAUUGU
Molecule: messenger RNA, 1484 nt
Organism: Anopheles nili
Lineage: Eukaryota; Metazoa; Arthropoda; Insecta; Diptera; Culicidae
Product: xyloside xylosyltransferase 1
Exons: 1
Coding region: 1-1272 (423 amino acids)
Molecular function (GO): UDP-xylosyltransferase activity
Source: RefSeq, a predicted model, not a curated record